Molecule: messenger RNA, 1281 nt
Organism: Adineta steineri
Lineage: Eukaryota; Metazoa; Rotifera; Eurotatoria; Adinetida; Adinetidae
Source: the annotation of a GenBank genome assembly
AUGGCUUUAUCAAGUUCAUUAAUUAAUUCUUUAUAUUUAUUUUAUCUUGUUCAAACACUUCGUUCAAAAACACUGUUAGAUAUUAAUUGUCGAGCAAUUUAUUAUUUACAAGCAUCUUGUAUAGUUGUACUUGCUUAUACCGUCGCUGCUAUGCAUGCAAAUUUUAUUUUAUCAUUAUUUCCACCAUCAACAUCUACAAAACAUACAUGUUUACAAUCCUGUGGUCUUUCGUUACGUCGAUUUUUUCGUCGAUUUUGUGUUUGUCUUGUUCUUUGUAUUUGGUCACUCUCAUUUACAUCUACAAUACCAUUACUUUAUACAAUUGAUUCAAAUGAAAAAAAUCCUAAACCAGUCUAUUGUCCAGGUACAACACAAAUCAGUUAUCUGGAAGAAUGGUUUAAUCGUAAUCGUUUUACACAAACAGUUGUAUUUUAUUUAAUACCUUUAUUAAUAAGUUCAUUUUUAACAAUGAUUGCUAUGUUAAAAAUUUUAUAUGAUUCUUUUCAAUAUUUAUAUAUACGUAUACGAAUGUCAAGAUGUUCACCAUGUCGAAAAAAUUUUUCUCCCUAUCAACAGCAACAAUCAAUACCACAAUCAAUGUCAUUUUUACAAGCAUUAGGUCUUGCCGGUAAUAAUAAUAAUACACGGAAUGAUAGUAAUUUACCAUCGACGAUUGAACAAUCAAUGAAUGAAAUAACUCCAAUGUCACCAUUAAAUUUACCAGUACAAUCCUGUGGGCGAUGGCUAUCAUCAACAUUUCUUCGUUUAUUACUUAUAUUAUCAUGUUGUUUACUUGCAUGUAUUUAUCCAAUAGCUAUGCGUUUUUAUCUUAUCUAUUUUUCUGUACUUGUACCAUUGGUAUUUGCAGUACUUAAUUAUUCUUUAGGACAAUUAGCAACUACACAAGAACAAGAACAACAACAACCAUUAACGAUGGAAAAUCAUCAUACAACUUUAACAAAUUCAGCAGGACGAUCGUCUACUGCUACAUACAGUUCAUUAAAUAUUACAGCAAGUAAAUCACCUCAAAUAGCAACUCCACCAAUAAUACACGAACAAGAUAAUAUUUCACAUGAACAAUUUGAAUUACAAUCAUCAUUAAUGAUAAAUUUAUUUAAUGAACCUGAUGAAACAUUAAUUACACCAUCAAGUUCAUCACCACCAUCAACUACACCUUCUACACGACUUCAACAACCAUCAAUAAAACGAAAUAAACGAAAAUACUUUUCAAAUCAAUUAUAUGAAAAUACUCGAAGUCUAUUUACAAAAUCAAAUAAUUAA